CCGUUGUCAUGGUGACCGGGGCCGCUCCCGGAGGGCAGAGGCAGGACCGGCCGCUUCACCCUCUACUGUCGCGCUGUCUCCACCAUGGCAUCCCAGGAGAGGAGAGGGGCUGUGGCUAGAGGAAGUGGCUUCUGGCAUUGCCCCCAGACAGCUUACAGUCCACAAACACGGGAGUUGCUCAGAGUGAUGAUGCAGGAAUCCAAACUCAACAACUUCCAGCAGCAGCAGAUCAGGGACUUCAUGAAAAGAGGCGAUGCCCUGCCGGUCGAGGGCCACCCCACUUCCAGCCAGAAACCAUCGCCGCCCAAGCCGACCACCCGUCCCCCCGGCCUCCGCCUCCCUCCCAUCUUAUCGGCCAGACCCCACCUCCGGCCGGCAAACAUCUGCCGGGCCAACGACGCCUACACCCGGGAGCAAUACAGGCCUCAGCCCACCAGAGAUCUGGAAAAGGAGAAGGAAAGACUCCAAAACAUCUUUGCCACCGGGAAGGAUGUAGAGGAGCGGAAAAGAAAGCAGAAACCUGCCCCGCAAGAGGAAUCGGCCCCCGAGCCUGACCGGUUUGAGGAAUUGGUGAACGAAGUCCGGGAGAGGCGGGAGUUCCUGUUACAGAUGGAAGCCCUGGGCCGGGGCAAACAGUAUCGAGGGAUCAUCCUCACUGAGAUCUCCCAGAAACUGCGAGAGAUGGAGGACCUCGAUAAAAAGAGAAGCCGCAAACUUAAAGAAGCGGUGGCCAGAGCCUCUUCUGAGGAACCCAACACAACCGCAAGGCUCCCGGCUCCACCCGGCUCCAGGGACGGGUCUGUAUCCAGAGCUGGGGGCUUGCCCGCAGCAGACCAGCCUGGCUCACCCGCAAGUCCGAACUCCCCUCGCCCCGGGACGCCCAGGCAUGGCCACCUGCCACCCACACAGACCUAGUUGGGGGCAGACCUGGAAGCCCCCAGGAGUCCAAGAAGCCUUGCUGUUCUCUGAGAA
This is a messenger RNA of Tachyglossus aculeatus (Australian echidna), 972 nucleotides long. RefSeq names its product chromosome 14 C22orf23 homolog (gene C14H22orf23). The coding region runs from base 85 to 915 and encodes 276 amino acids. The transcript has 7 exons. The record is from RefSeq and is a predicted model, not a curated record. NCBI's taxonomy places the organism in Eukaryota, Metazoa, Chordata, Mammalia, Monotremata, Tachyglossidae.